This is a messenger RNA of Chara braunii, 2133 nucleotides long. The record is from the annotation of a GenBank genome assembly. Lineage: Eukaryota; Viridiplantae; Streptophyta; Charophyceae; Charales; Characeae.
UCUCAACCGCUACACGGUUAAGAACAGCUACCCCAUGCCUCGCUUCGAUGAGCUGUUCGACCGCCUAGCAGGCAACCGCUUCUUUAUGAAGAUUGAUCUUUGUAGCGGUUACCAUCAGAUCCGCGUCGCUGCAGCCGACCAGCCGAAGACUGCGUUCCGAUCGCGCUUCGGCCACUACGAGUUUACGGUGAUGCCAUUCGGCCUCACCAACGCACCCGCCAUCUUCCAGAGGGCGAUGAACGACAUCUUGAGGGACAUACUAGAGCAAUACGUUGUCGUUUACCUCGACGAUAUCCUGGUCUACAGUCGUACCCUUGAGGAGCACCUCAGACACCUUCGUGACGUCCUUGACCGCUUGCGCAGACAUGGCUUCUACGCCAAGCUCAGCAAGUGCCGCUUUUCCCAGCACAAAGUGGACUUCUUAGGACAUGACGUGUCUGACCAGGGUCUCCACAUGGACGACGCGAAGAUCACUGCUAUUGCGGAGUGGCCUGCUCCCACAACCGCCAACCAGCUUCGCAGCUUCCUAGGCUUGACCAGCUACUAUAGCAACUUCAUCCGGGGAUACGCUAGGUAUUCUUACGUCCUUACCUCCACCCUCCUCCGAAAGAACCCACUCUGGGCUUGGACACCCCUCCACGAGGACGCCUUCCGCGCCCUCAAGAAGGCGGUGACAUGUGCACCGGUUCUUCACCUACCCGAUUUUGAUCGCCUUUCUAUCAAUACCACCGAUGCGUUAGACUUUGCUGUAGGAGCAGUGCUUUCUCAGGUCUUCCCCUCCUCUCCUGAUUCCUCUCAUCCUCGUAUCCCUCGCUUCCCACCACCUACCCCUACCACUGCUUCCCGACUGACGCCUACUCGUCCAGCUACUGACGAGGCUUCUAUUGACUAUUCUCCUAUCAUCGCCGAGGACGGCACUGUGGAGACUCGCUCAGGUGAUUGUCCGAUAGCCUUUUACUCCCGUCAGCUCCUGCCCGCCGUGAUAAACUACACUGCUGAUGAACGUGAGCUGCACCCCGACACGAGUUGUCCCGAGCUGGACGAUUGGGUGACACACAUGACGUCUAUCAUGAAGACCGCACAUGAGAACAUAGCCGCUUCCCAGACUCGCAUGGCAACACGCGCGAACCGAUCGAGGAUGGAUUAUCCAUUCAAAGUCGGUGAUGAUGUGCUUAUCGACGCUUACCACUUACAGCUAGAAGCGGACACGCUUCGCAAGUUUCGGCGUCGCUUCUUUGACCCAUUCCGCAUCCUCCAGGCCGUCGGUUCUGAUACGACAUCUAGCCCGGUCAGCUUCCGUGUGAAGCUGCACGACUACCUACGCCGGACUCGUGUGCACGAUGUCUACCACGUCUCGUUACUGCAUCCUUACCGCAGAGCGUCUCAGCGUUUUGCCGGACGACCAUACGAGCGCCCUCCACUCAUCAUGGUGGACGGUGACGAGGAGUUCCUCGUUUCAGACAUCAUUGGUCGCCGAGUCACCGAUGACAACCCUCCCCACGUCGAGUAUCUCGUACGUUGGAAGGGUUACCCUGAUGAGGAGGCUACCUGGGAGCCCCUCGAGCACUUGCAGCAUGCUCGCAUGUUGAACGCGAUGCUUUACCUGCAAAGACAGGGUGGAGGUGAUUGGAAAGGGCCGGACCACCUUGAGGUUUUUGGUGACCUUCACGAGUUUCACAAGGAACCCACGCUGAACGGGCCCAAGAGAAAGGACAAGAAGAUGUGGGAGCCCGAUGCGAAGGUUGAUUGUGAGAGGCUCACACCGUCAGAGUGGUGGGCGACUUAUGAUGGCGAUGUCCCCGACUUGCAGGCCAUUGCCAUCAAAGUGAUGGGCAUGUGGAGUACAACAACCCCGGCGGAGAGGAAUUGGGCGUCCAUGGACUUCGUGCAUUCGAAAAGGAGGAACAAUUUGAAGCCCGAAACAUUGGAGAAGCUGGUUUACAUCCAUUGGAACAUGCAACUACUGCGUGCUGCCAACUACAGCGGUGCCAACGACGAGGGCUACGUCGAUCUGUGGAGUUCGUUCUUCGAGGCUAUUCCAGAGCCAGACGAGAACAAUUGAUUUGUCUUGAGGGGCCCCGAGGAAGAAACUGAGAAGACGGAUGAGGAGCUGGUGCGACAAAGCAGCUUCGU